Messenger RNA from Elaeis guineensis (African oil palm), 1037 nucleotides. RefSeq names its product protein NUCLEAR FUSION DEFECTIVE 2. Gene Ontology annotation, molecular function: double-stranded RNA binding; ribonuclease III activity. Gene Ontology annotation, cellular component: nucleus. The record is from RefSeq and is a predicted model, not a curated record. Gene Ontology annotation, biological process: RNA processing; regulation of gene expression. Lineage: Eukaryota; Viridiplantae; Streptophyta; Magnoliopsida; Arecales; Arecaceae.
ACAUAACUCGUGCCAGCACGCUCCAAUCUACCUCACUGAAGAGAACCCAAUGAAUAAAAUACCCGUCCAUCUCUCUCACGCAGACCGGAGAAAAAGUGAGAGUACAUCAAGUCCUCGUUCCCCUUUCACUUCCACUUCCAUCGACAUCACAAUCCCACGCCAUGCAUCUCCUUCGCAGCUUUCUUUUUCUCUUCUUCUAUCUCUCAUUCCUCGCUCUCUCCCACCAAAUGGCGGCGGCAGAUGUCCAUCUCUCGUCAUCGUCCUUCUCCGCAGCCCUCGAAACCCUUCAGAAGCAAAUCGGGUAUAACUUCCAGACCGUCGAGCUGCUCCGCCGUGCGAUGACCCACUCCUCCUAUUCCCGCGAGAACUGCCGCGCCCUCAGCAUCCUGGGGCUCAGCGCCGUCGAGGCCUCCGCCGCCCUCCGCCUCCUCCGCAAGGACGCCGACGCCUCCGCGGAUGCCGUCAGCCGCCGGAUCGCGGAGGUCUCCGGUGUCGACGCGUGCGCCACCGCCGGCGCUCGCCUCGGGCUGGAGAAGAUCGUCCGCGUCUCCACCGGGACCGACUCCUCGUCGCCGGCCGUAAUCUGCGCCGCCUUCAGGGCGAUCUUCGGCGCCGUCGCGGUGGAUUCCGGCAACGUCGACUCCGCCGGGGACGUCUUCUGGAAAGUCCACGGUGGCAGCAGCGCCGCUGCCGCUAUGUAAUGUGAGCUAGUAGGCGGCAGCCCGCGCUCUCGAACUAGUCUGGCUGGGGUUAGGGUUUUUGGUGGUGAAUUGCUCACAAUAGCAUAUAGCUGUGUGAUCCAUUAUCGUGAGCCCUGGUAUCCUUCGCUUUAAUUUCCAAUGAAGUCUGCUAUUAUGUGGGAUUUGGGGCUGGAGAUUUUACUAAUAUAUGCCACUAUGUGAGUGAAAAAUAUAUAGACUAGUUUGCUUCUCAAGCUGGACGGAUUGGCUUCUCUCUUGUUAGAAGUGUUGGAAUGUCUUUUCUAAUGAAGUUUGCUUCCUACGAUUUGCUUAUCAAGUCAUCGAAGUUUCCAAGAA